This is a messenger RNA of Necator americanus (New World hookworm), 300 nucleotides long. RefSeq lists its product as uncharacterized. The coding region runs from base 1 to 300 and encodes 99 amino acids. NCBI's taxonomy places the organism in Eukaryota, Metazoa, Nematoda, Chromadorea, Rhabditida, Ancylostomatidae. The transcript has a single exon. The record is from RefSeq and is a predicted model, not a curated record.
AUGAUGACUGCUAAGCCAAAGGGAAGAUGCAUCGAGAAGGGGGAUGGAGAAAUCAUCUACGACUUCUACUCUGAUCUCUUCAACAGCUAUGUCCACUUGCCUCCUCACCAUCUGAAGGAAGAUGGACAAGUCAUUUCAGAGGUUCUCCCGUCCGAAAUACGACAUGCUACCAUGUCGGUAAGAAACGGCACCCGGUCCCGACAGAAUAAGACCAGAACACCUGAAGAGCCUUCCGCCAGUACUCAUCAACACCCUGGAGAGGCUCUUUACACGAUAUCUGUCGGAAUGCAAGGUUCCUAA